Silurus meridionalis is the source of this 4028-nucleotide messenger RNA. RefSeq names its product FBJ murine osteosarcoma viral oncogene homolog B (gene fosb). The record is from RefSeq and is a predicted model, not a curated record. The transcript is spliced from 5 exons. NCBI's taxonomy places the organism in Eukaryota, Metazoa, Chordata, Actinopteri, Siluriformes, Siluridae. Gene Ontology annotation, biological process: regulation of transcription by RNA polymerase II. Gene Ontology annotation, cellular component: nucleus. Gene Ontology annotation, molecular function: DNA-binding transcription factor activity, RNA polymerase II-specific; RNA polymerase II cis-regulatory region sequence-specific DNA binding. The coding region runs from base 235 to 1602 and encodes 455 amino acids.
GAUGGCUGCGCUCAGAGGACGAGAGACGCCGGCUUCCGAACACUGCUCAUUACCGCUGAGAAGAACAUCUUCCGAGGACAUCUCUUCACGUUUCAUGGAUUUAUAAAAAUGCACGCCUCGAAAUAAAGGAACCUUAACCGGAUUUAUUUAUUUGGCUCUCGGACUUUCUCCGCUUUGGAGUUGUAAACUUGUUAUUUUUUUCCUUCUCCUGCGCAGAACUGGAUUGCCAUCUUCAUGCAACUUUUUUGGAAAGACACGAAAAGCUUCUUGACUGACUCUCCGAGUAAAUCUUGUUACGGUGACGUGCCAUUUUCGCCGGGAGCGAGCGCUUUCUCGUUUCCGCUCGGCUCGGCCGGGGAGAUGUUCCAGGGGUUCCCCGGAGACCCGGACAGCGGCUCCCGUGGAAGUUCCUCUCCGUCGGUCGAAUCUCAGUACCUGUCUUCGGUGGACUCCUUUGGGAGCCCCUCCGCCACCACUGCACCACAAGAGUGUGUAUCUGCCACUGGAGGUGUAGGAGUGGGUGGCGGGCUAGUAAGCAGCGCUCCAGGGGUGGACAUGCCUGGUUCCUUUGUUCCUACAGUGACUGCCAUCACCACAAGUCAGGACCUGCAGUGGAUGGUGCAACCCACCCUCAUCUCCUCUGUGGCACCCGGACAGAGUGGUACAGGUACGACCACAAUGACCCAGUCGGUGGCCCUGGACCCAUACGACAUGCCAGGGCCAAGCUUCUCCUCUGGCUCGGGCUUUACCCCUCCCAGCUCGGACACUCCAGGUCCAGUGCGCCAGUCACGGAGCCGCAGGCGUACACGUGACGAAACGCUGACCCCAGAGGAGGAAGAGAAGAGGCGUGUGAGGAGAGAGAGAAAUAAACUGGCUGCCGCGAAGUGCCGCAAUCGACGGCGUGAGCUUACAGACAGGCUGCAGUCGGAAACCGACAUACUGGAGGAGGAGAAGGCUGAGCUCGAGGCUGAGAUCUCAGAGCUGCAGAAGGAGAAGGAGCGCCUGGAGUUUGUUCUCAUCACCCAUCAGCCGAGCUGCAAAAUCCCUUACCAGGAGGAGCAGCAACAGACAUCAGCGCCUCCUCCGCUUCCAUCUUCUUCUGUGUCAGUGGUGGGCUUGACUGUAAAGGAGGACUCGUUCUACCUGCCUCCACCUUACUCUUCCCACCAUCACCACCACCACCACCAGCAGCACCACCACCAGCAGCCAGCGCCGCAGCAGCAGCCAGCGCCACAGCAGCAGCAGCAGCAGCAAGAGAUGAUGCAGGAGGUAGCCUUUUCUAGUUCUUUCUAUGGGCCGAGCCAGCCGGCGCCGGGUGGCCCGUGCCUUGUCGCCGACUGUGGCGGUAACCCUGACGCUGGCAGCCACAACCCCUCAUACACAUCUUCAUUUGUGUUCACCUACCCAGAGGGAGCCUGCGGUGCCAGUGCUAACCAGCGAACCAGCAGCAGCGAGCAAUCCUCUGACUCCAUGAACUCCCCUCACUUCUCGCACUCUGAAUGCCCUGACCUCUCCUUUCCUCUAUUGCCCUUUUUCAUACACACAUACAAACACACACACACACCGCAAUCAUUCAGUUCACUAGCAUGCGCAGCACAGUAAAUGUGCUUAGCCUCUUUGCCAAUUUUCGAGACCAUUUGUUAUUGCAUAUCUACGUUUUACAUUUAUAUUUAUUGCAAAAAAAGAUCUGACAGUCUCAUCACUCCAGCUGAAUGGUUUUUGCACUGGUUGCAUAUGUAGUAUCAAAAUGAGUCAGCACCUGUGACAAACCCCAUCACACACGCACUUAUGACACCUAAUAAUGCACUUAGGUAUAUUCAUCUCCUCCUGCCCUCUCUCUUUCUCUUUCUCUCUCUUUUUCUCUCUCUCUUGGUUUCUUUUUUUCUCAUUUCUCACCUGUUGCUUUUACUCACUGCUGGUGUUUGAGCUCUUUUUUCCUCUUUUCAUGCUGAUCCUCUGCACAAUGUAUUUGUCUGAGCUGAAAAAAGGGACUGUGGCUUUAGUAUUUUUCAUAGGCAAAAACCCGUAAUCCACCCACGUCUGCACACAUCAUCCUCCAUCUAAUCCUUUGCUUCCUUCUCUAUCGUUGUGCCGGGACUUUUAAAUAAUGAGGGACAUCAUUUCGAUCAACAGUCAAUCAAUCAAUCAAUCAGUCAAUCAAAUCAAUAUCUAUCUCUUUUUCUUGUCUCCUGCAUCGUCCAUCUGCCCAUCUGUUUCUCCUCUCUUCUGUCUCUAUGUGCCUCUGGUAUUCUGUGAAGCCUUCAGCCCCUGAGAGCCCAUUGGACCCUGAAAGCCCGUGGAACCUUGAUUGAUGGCCGGGCCACCCCAGCACCACAGACAAGCCCCCUUUUUCCCUCCAGCAUGGACCGACUGCCACACUGCACAGAAGAAACCAGGAUUAAAAAAGAGAAAAAGAAAAAGAAAAGAAACCAGGCAAAUGUACCAGCUACAGCACACAGUUCAAAACCAGGAGUGAAUGGCAUUUCAUAGCAGGCAUUGUGUUCCGUUUUGCUUUUUUGAAGAUCUGGAAAUUGACCUGAUAGACAUAGAAAAGGUCUUGGAAGGUCUAUGCUUUAGGAGAAGCUUUUAGAGAUAGAUAUAUUUUCAUGCCCUGGAGUAAGGAAAAGCAAAAAAAAAAAAAGCCACACGAAAAACGAGCACUUAAUUAGUGUCCUGCCAAAUGCCAUUUCUUUACCGUUAUCUUCUACAGACCAUUUUUUACAACCCUAUGCCAACUCCCUUUAUCAAAGACUGUUUUCAGUGGCUUUUCGUCUGUUUCUAUCCGCAAUAGUAUUAGCUUUGACCUGGAAAAAAAGUGGCUUAAACGAACGUUACAUGUUGAAAAACUGAUCUUAUUGUGAGUGGCACAGUUUUUUAUUUCAGUCAGUGCUUAUUACAGUUUGUUACAUAGUAUAGUUAAAACGCCUUUUAAAAUGUUAUUAACCUCUUUAGAGUUUGGGCUAAAAGGCCUCUUUGUGGCUGGAUGUUGUCUUUGGGUAACAGUUCAGCAGGCAAUUGUGAAAGAGCAUCACUGAAGCUGCUUCUCCAGUUUAUUCCUUUUUUUAACUUGGUGAGAAAGCACAACUGUGGGUCAAGACAGAUCAAGGAAGACAAAAAGGAGUCGUGAAAAAGUUUUUUCCUGUGAAUUUGUUAAAUAUCAUUUUUUAUAUAUUUUUUUUAGUUGAGGAUAUAUAUAUAUAUAUAUAUAUAUAUAUAUAUAUAUAUAUAUAUAUAUAUAUAUAUAAUUCUUUUUUUCUUUUUUCGUUAUGCUUUUCUCUCGCUUUUUGACUGUGUCGUUGCUGCCAAAUGGAGGAACCUUGUGGAGCUUUGCUCCUUUUUACUCUGUUACUGUUGUCUUAUUGUAAUAAGUAUUGUUAUUCUUUUUUUAUUGUUAUCUUACAUUUGGCAACUAAAAAGACAUGUUGUGCACUAUGAACCUUUUAUAUGUCCUAUAAAGUAACCUAAAAUGCUCUAUAUUAUGUAUGCAUAUAUAUAAAUAUAUAAAUAUAUAUAUACAUAUUCACUGUGUAUAUAUAUAUGUACAAUGAUUGUAAUGUAUGAAUGUGCAGAAAUGUAAAAUGGUUAUUUUUGUUAAUGAAGAAAAAAAAGAGGGUGAGCUUGGUGUGGCUGGUUUUGGUUUAAACAUAGAUAUUUUUCUAAAAGAACAAAAAAGUAUAUUAUGAUAUACAAUAAUAGCCCGCCUUUCCUUCAAUAUGAGAAGCAUUGUCACUGCCUUUGCUCUAUUGCUGUGUAUUUAUAUGUUCUAUAUAUAAAAACACAUGAUAUGUAUGAUGAGUGUAUUCUGUGGUGCAUAUAAUGGUCGAUAUGUAUCAUGGGUUUCUAGAGGUGAAACUGUGCUUUUUGCUUUUUAUUUUAUUUUUUUUAUUUUUUGUUCUUUGUCAGUGUGAGGUUGGUCCCACAGUCGUCUCUCAGCCAUAACAACCCCUGUGGACAAAACACACUGGAUAGCAAUUAAAUAAAAAACAAAUAUAAGAAGAAAAAAAAACCAAUAAAACCAAGUGAAGAUA